AUGACUCUUUUAAAUUGGUAUCGAAUAGCAACAAUAUCAAGGUUAGCUAAGAAAUCAUGCAAUAUACAAGUCGAAAAUUUUUCGUCGCAUGUGAAAUUUGCGGAACAUAAGCAAUUGGAGAAAAUAAGAAAUAUUGGUAUAUCUGCUCACAUUGACUCUGGAAAGACCACACUUACAGAGAGAGUAUUAUUUUACACAGGCAGAAUAGAUUCUAUGCAUGAGGUAAGAGGUAAGGAUAAUGUAGGCGCAGUGAUGGACUCAAUGGAAUUAGAACGACAAAGAGGUAUUACUAUACAAUCUGCUGCCACAUACACAAUUUGGAAGGAUCAUAAUAUAAACAUAAUUGAUACACCAGGACAUGUUGACUUUACUGUAGAGGUAGAAAGAGCUUUGAGAGUUCUAGAUGGAGCUGUUUUAGUACUUUGUGCAGUAGGAGGCGUACAAAGUCAAACAUUAACAGUAAAUAGGCAAAUGAAACGCUAUAAUGUACCUUGCUUGGCUUUUAUUAAUAAAUUGGAUAGAUUAUCUGCAAACCCAGAAAGAGUAUUAAAACAAUUGCGUUCCAAAAUGAAUCACAAUGCUGCAUUUCUUCAUUUACCCAUAGGCUUAGAAAAAGAAUGCCAAGGUAUUCUAGAUCUGAUUGAUGAGAAAGCUAUGUAUUUUGAUGGUAAUUACGGUGAAAUUGUAAGACUAGAUGAGAUCCCUCAAGACAGACGAACUGAGGUUAAAGAAAGGAGGCAUGAACUUAUUGAACACCUGUCUAAUGUUGAUGAAACUUUAGGUGAAUUAUUCUUAGAAGAAAGAACACCAACAGUAGAGGAACUCAAGAAGGCUAUACGACGAGCGACUCUUAAACGAACAUUUACCCCAGUUUUAUUGGGGACAGCGUUAAAAAAUAAAGGAGUCCAGCCGUUACUAGAUGCUGUAUUAGAUUAUUUACCUCAUCCUGGUGAAGUGGAAAAUACGGCUUUAAUAAAUGAGAAGAAAGGCGGUGAAGGCGAAACUAUCGUUUUAGAUCCUUCUAGAAAUGGAUCUAAACCAUUUGUUGGUUUAGCGUUCAAGUUAGAAUUAAGCAAAUUCGGUCAACUCACAUACCUAAGAUGUUAUCAAGGGAUGCUGAAGAGGGGUGAUAACAUUUUUAAUGCUAGAACUAAUAAAAAGGUGAAAAUCUCACGGCUAGUACGAAUGCACUCAAACAAUAUGGAGGAAGUUAACGAAGUGCUCGCAGGGGAUAUUUUCGCGCUAUUCGGAGUAGAUUGUGCUUCAGGAGAUACAUUUGUCAACGAUGGAAAACUUCAGUUGUCAAUGGAAUCAAUACAUGUCCCGGACCCAGUCGUUUCUAUGUCCAUCAAACCGAAGAAUAAUAAGGAUAGAGAUAACUUCUCUAAAGCUGUGGCUAGGUUCACAAAAGAAGACCCAACAUUCCACUUCCGAUACGACAGCGAUAACAAAGAGACAGUUGUCUCUGGCAUGGGAGAGUUACAUCUAGAGAUAUAUGCACAGAGAAUGGAGAGAGAGUACAAUUGUCCUGUUGAAAUGGGAAAACCUAAGGUCGCGUUCAGGGAGACAAUGAUGUCGCCAUGCUCCUUCGACUAUCUCCACAAGAAGCAGUCCGGCGGCGCGGGGCAGUUCGCGCGCGUGACCGGCGUCAUGGAACCAUUGCCGCCUCAACAAAAUACAGUUUUGGAAUUCGUAGACGAAACAAUAGGUACAAAUGUUCCCAAACAAUUUGUGCCGGGUGUAGAGCGAGGUUUCAUCGACACGUGUCAGAAAGGUUAUCUGUCCGGUCACAAAAUAUCCGGAGUCAAGUUCCGGCUGCAAGAUGGCGCGCAUCACAUUGUGGAUUCCAGCGAAUUGGCUUUCUUCUUAGCGGCUAAGGGAGCGGUUAAAGAAGUAUUCGAAGACGGUGCCUGGCAGAUUCUAGAACCUAUAAUGUACGUAGAAGUUACAAUGCCAGAGGAAUUCCACGGUUCAGUUGUAGGACAGUUGAACAAACGAGGCGGUAUCGUCACCGGCAACGAGGGCUCCGAAGGAUGGACCACAGUACAUGCAGAAGUACCCCUAAACAACAUGUUCGGUUAUGCCGGGGAAUUGAGAUCAAUGACACAAGGCAAGGGUGAGUUCAGUAUGGAGUACAGCCGCUACUCGCCGUGCCUGCCCGACGUGCAGGAGCAGCUCAUACGCAAGUACCAAGAGGAGAUGGGCUUGCUGCCAGACCAGAAGAAGAAAAAGAAC
Molecule: messenger RNA, 2235 nt
Organism: Brenthis ino (lesser marbled fritillary)
Lineage: Eukaryota; Metazoa; Arthropoda; Insecta; Lepidoptera; Nymphalidae
Source: the annotation of a GenBank genome assembly